UUGGCGGCGCGGCCAUGUCUCUACCUGCAGACCUGAGCUGUCUGCAGGGCGUCGGGGGGGCGGAGGGGGAGGCAGCUCUGGCCACGCUGGAGAAACAGCUGAUCUGUCCCAUCUGUCUGGAGCUCUUCAACAAACCCGUGGUGAUCCUGCCCUGCCAGCACAACCUCUGCAGGAAGUGUGCCAACGAGCUCUACCAGCCCUCCCUGUUCCAGGCUCGCACCACCAUGAUGUUAAGCAGCGGCCGUUUCCGCUGCCCGUCCUGCCGACAGGAGGUGGUGCUGGAUCGCCACGGCGUCUUCGGCCUGCAGAGGAACCUGCUGGUGGAGAACAUCAUCGACGUCUACAAACAAGAGGUCGCCAACUACAACAACAAGGCGGCAAGCGCCCUCCCUCCUCCUCCCUCUCCUGCUCAGCCGACGUGUCCGGACCACGAGGGGGAGAAGGUGAACAUCUACUGUCUCACCUGUAAGGUCCCCACCUGUUCUCUGUGCAAGGUGUUCGGGGCUCAUCAGUCCUGUCAGGUGGCUCCUCUGAGCGACGUCUACCAGCUGCAGAAGGUAAAAAUAAAAAAACUAUUUUUAUAUUUGUGUUUGCAGAAACGUUCUUUUAAAUUCUUAUAUUGUUGUUUUUUUGAUAUUCAGUUAACUUUUUCUUUUUUCUUUUUUUUUAAAUCCCAGGAUGAGCUGAGUGAGGAGGUCAGCUCUCUGAAGGCGUACAACGACAAAGUCCAGGCUGUGAUCAACAACCUGGAGCAGACCUGCAGAAACAUAGAGGAAAACUCCAAGACGCAGAAACAGCGAGUGUGUGAGCAGCUCGAUCACGUGUUGUCCAUCCUGGACGAGAGGCGGAAGGCGAUGAUGGAGCGGAUCACCUCCGAGCAAGACGAUAAGACGGGACACGCCCAGUCGUUGAUCCGUUGCUAUAGAGACAGUGUGGAGGCCAACAACAGGCUGAUGGAGAGAGCGGCGAGCAGCAUGGAGGAGGCGGACGUGCUGCUUUUGUUCAGAGUUCGAGAGAGCUCGUGACAAUAGUUUUGGCAGCAGCCAGCUUUUCUCCAGCGGAGACUCUGACGCCGGGUUACGAGCGUUUGAGUAACUACACGUUUAACUUCAGCCGACAGGAGCGAGCGUUGAGGAGCAUCGACUUCCCCAAACAAGAUGUUCCUGCAGAACCAGAACCAGAACCAGAACCAG
Messenger RNA from Labrus bergylta (ballan wrasse), 1193 nucleotides. Lineage: Eukaryota; Metazoa; Chordata; Actinopteri; Labriformes; Labridae. The record is from RefSeq and is a predicted model, not a curated record.